AUGGUAAGAGUCUGGGGGUCCGCGGUCGGGGCUGGGUUGUUGCGGGCUGGCUGCGGGCAGUGAGUCGCGGUUGCCCCGCGGUGAGAGGGAGAUGGAGAUGGAGAUUGGGCAGGCUUCAGUGCGCGGACUGGGAGAUCUGGGAAGGGAACGGCUGGAGGGGAGGCAGCGGGGCCCCCCACCCUACGAAGGAUUCCUGGAGAAGUCUGCCAUUUUCAACUUUCAGAGCCUGCUGACAGUCAUUUUGCUGCUUAUAUGUACCUGUGCAUACAUCAGAUCCUUAGCUCCCAGCAUCUUGGACAAAAAUAAAACUGGACUGUUGGGUAUAUUUUGGAAGUGUGCCAGAAUCGGUGAACGAAAGAGUCCCUAUGUAGCAGUGUGCUGUAUAGUAAUGGCUUUCAGCAUCUUAUUCAUCCAGUAGCUGUAAAAUGCCAGAAUUUAAUUGCUGUCAGAUUUCUAUAGAUAAAGGACUUGCCUACAGAAAACAAUGGGAAGAGUGAUUAUUGAUCCUUUCAGCUGCGUACCUUGACUGAAAGACUCCUGGCUGCUGUUCUCAAUUAUAUGUGUUAAUGGACCAAGGUUGUUCUCUAUAAAUAACUAAAAUGCAACUGUUAAUACCAGAAUAGAGUGAUAUCUAUAUAAUGAUCUACCUUGUUUAUAGUUUUGCCACUAUAGUGGCAUUCUGUAAAUGGCAUUUUUUUUGAUCUACAGGAGGUAUUUCUAUUGCAUACAAUUGAAAGCAAACUUGGUAAAUGAUUGUUCAAGUUCCUUUCUGUGUGAUUUAAGGGGAAAAUCGUAUAUUUCUAUAACACAUUUUUUAAUUUGAGAAAAAUGGUUGAAUAUUAUACAAAUGUUCACAAAAAUUGCAUUUGUGUCUAAUAAUGCUUUAAACAUGUUUUCCCUGGCCAUCUCAAUUUGUACUGUUUUAUCUGCAGCUUACUAUAUUUUCCAACCUUAUGAAGUCAGUCUGUGCAGUACAUAGACAGGAAAAUUGUUAAGAUUGUAUAUGCAAGUAUGUAUUAUAUGAAAAAAGUAUUGUUUUCAGAUCCAUUAUAAAAGAUAUGAAUUCUUACAGAUGUUCUCAGUUAAAGCAAAAAACUAUCAGGAAAGUUUACUAGGAUACUUCUCCAUGACAUUUGGAUCUAUAUAUGUCUUAAGCAUUUAUUCAAAAACCUGCUACUCAAGAAACAUUUGAAAGAUGAGGUGAACUAAUUAGAACAAUUGUGAAAUGGUGAUUCUUAAUGUUUCAUAGAUUUGGACCUCAAGACUCAGAUAACAAAAUAUUUGUUUUCAUUGCCAGAAAUUCAAAUGGGGGGGGGGGGGAUUUUUUUUAACCUUGGAAAUAAGAUCAGUUGACCCAUAUAAAUGGGGUUUUUUUUGACAACUUGGUCUGAUAUCUUUUGGUUAUCUAAAGAUAUGUAACUGGUGUAUAUAUAUAUGUGUGUGUGUGUAAGUACUGAGCUAUACCAAAUCCAUUAAUUCAAUGUUCUCUAUUGUAAAAAAAUAUUCAAUACAAAUUGCUCUAAGCUUGAACAAAAGAAUUUCAGUAAGUCAUAAAAAGGCAAUUUAUGCAUUCUCUGAGUGCAGUUACUUUUUUGGGGUCUUCAAGGAGAAGGCAUAAAGGGAAAUUCUCAUGAUUGGAUAUACUUAAAAUUUCUUUAUUGCAACUGAAAUUCAGUCAGUUUCAAAAUAGAGUUCAAAAACUUGUGACACAUUUAAUUAUUUUAAUUGGGUUUCUUGUGUUUUCAGGUUCUAGACUAAAAAUUUAAUAAAACUUUUGCUCAGAUGUUGAUAUGAACAUAUGUAUAUAUGGAUUCUUUGGGCAUUUAUUAUCUUCUACUGUUUGAAACCUCGGUUGCCCAGUUAUUUCUUCCAGAUCUGUACUGUGUGUUCAAAGGUAUCAAAGCAUUUGAUAGAAAUAAUAAAUUUCAAAUCUGAGAAGGACCUUACUUUUAAGUAAGUAACUGCUUUUUAAAGCAGUUAAAGAACUUCAUUUCUCAUUUUGACUUAAAAGUUAGUGAAAAUUGUAUGAGAAUACUUCUAAAUUAAAAAUUGUCCUCCUCUUA
Messenger RNA from Monodelphis domestica (gray short-tailed opossum), 2063 nucleotides. The record is from RefSeq and is a predicted model, not a curated record. NCBI's taxonomy places the organism in Eukaryota, Metazoa, Chordata, Mammalia, Didelphimorphia, Didelphidae.